AUGGUAUCCCAAAUUCAAAUUAAAAGCAAUUCUUUGCAGAGACUGUUGAAAGACAAAAGAUUAUACAAGGAAGAGCUAAAAGAACAUGAAAGCACGAUUGAGACUUUUCAGGAAAAACUGAGAUUGGAUGAAAGCAAUGAAGAACUGCAAUAUUCUCUUAAAAACGCGAUUCGGAUCAAAGAAGAAACCGAGAGACUGAUCCCCAAUGUUAGCAGCAAAAUCAGAGAAGUUCUCACCGACCUCAAAGAUUACUUAUCGUCCCAUUCAAAUGAGACCUCAGAUACGAUUAAAAAGCUGAUACUUGAGGCUGACAAAGAAUCAAAAACUUGA
Messenger RNA from Ogataea philodendri, 330 nucleotides. RefSeq lists its product as uncharacterized. Lineage: Eukaryota; Fungi; Ascomycota; Pichiomycetes; Pichiales; Pichiaceae. Gene Ontology annotation, cellular component: cytosol; microtubule cytoskeleton. The transcript has a single exon. Gene Ontology annotation, biological process: post-chaperonin tubulin folding pathway; tubulin complex assembly. Gene Ontology annotation, molecular function: beta-tubulin binding. The record is from RefSeq and is a predicted model, not a curated record. The coding region runs from base 1 to 330 and encodes 109 amino acids.